Tricharina praecox is the source of this 3928-nucleotide messenger RNA. Its product is annotated as putative DNA repair protein Rhp26/Rad26. Bases 157 to 3633 code for a protein of 1158 amino acids. The transcript is spliced from 11 exons. Gene Ontology annotation, biological process: transcription-coupled nucleotide-excision repair. Lineage: Eukaryota; Fungi; Ascomycota; Pezizomycetes; Pezizales; Pyronemataceae. The record is from RefSeq and is a predicted model, not a curated record. Gene Ontology annotation, cellular component: nucleus. Gene Ontology annotation, molecular function: ATP binding; ATP-dependent chromatin remodeler activity.
UCAUCUCAUCGCGUUUCCCCAACUUCUACCUUCAACACACAACUUUAAACUCACCUAGCAAACAACGUUCCUAAUAGCACUCGUCGGUAUCUUUCGAAUUUCUUCUAUCCUUCCUACUACAACUGCCUACAACUAUUCAGACGCAACCCCGACAAAAUGAACACCCCGAAGGAUCCUCCUUCACCCUCACAGAAAGUCAUCGAGCUAAGCUUCCACGAUUCACUCCACACCCCCACCAAGCCCCAACCUACUCCCCUUGACACAGCUACCACCACCACCGCACCCACCACCCCCACCACCAUGGACAACCUUGUUUCUCCAAUAGAUUCUGCUUCUGGGGACGACUCCGAGGCGUUCGGUGUCUUCGGCGCAAGAGCAGUCGACCAGGCGGAACUAGAGAGGGAAGUCGCUACCAAGGCCGAUCAGGCGAUGCUCGAAGGUGCAAAUGAAGACGACCAACGAAGAUUAGAUAAAACAGUCACCGAGAAGGCAAAAAUCGACUACAUGCUCAGUGUCGCCGAAGAGCGAUAUUUUCUCCCACAGACUACUAAACUGAAUAAGACGUCUCUUGAGAUCCAGAUCAAAGAGCUCAAGGAAAAGCUCACACAACUCAAUGGCGAUAUCAAAGAUAUCACGUCUCGCAUGGCAGCGCGAGAAGCACAGGCGAUGGCAUUGCUAUCUCAACAAAAAACCAAGAAGAGCGUUUCUGACCACCGAUUGCCAAACGAAUCAGAUCGCGAAUUCCUCAUCCGAACCGGAAAGAUCACCCCCUUCGAUAAUAUCCCCGGAUUGGGACAGCCGGGUGCCAGUCAGGAAGACGCCGCCGAUGAGUUACCGCAUAAUGUACUCAGUGCGCAAAACCUUCGUAGACCUGGGUUCGCAGCUGCUAUGGAUCGCACAAAACCGGUUCAUGUAUCCUCGUCCGGACUUUCGAGUGCCGAGAGCAGCAAUCCCGAAGAAGACGACAGAGAAGAAGAUGAUGAAGAAGCAGAGAAUGGUGAUGUAGGCCGUGGCACCAAGAGACGCAAAGUCACCGAUGACGAUGACGACGAUUACACACCCGACGGAAAAGAGAAGAAAACUACUCGACGGAAAGUCGUCCGGAAAUCGGCAGUCCGUGAUACAGAAACUGAGUCCUCGGAAGAAGAGGAUAGCGAUGACGAACACACUGUUGUCGGACGGCGGAAGCGCAAGAAAUCCCCCGGAAAUGCUGCAGGCAAGGCGAAAGCGGUCCGACUGGACGACGGCGACGAGAAGCUGUUUCAGAAGAGGAUACAUGAAUGGGUAGAGUCUCGUAGAAGUACUCGGGAGCAUGAUAAUGGCGCAGAUGCCGAGGAUGACAAACGGGAGGAAUGGAAUAAGCCUCAUCCAACUAUACCUGACGAAGGCUUCUCGAGCGGUGUUGAAGCAUUACGGCUUCCGGGAGACAUCCAUGCUUCUCUGUUUUCUUAUCAGAAAGUUGCUGUCCAGUGGUUCUGGGAACUGCAUUGUCAAAAUGUUGGAGGCAUCCUAGGAGAUGAGAUGGGAACUGGCAAGACCAUUCAAAUGAUAGCCUUCCUCGCCGGCCUCCAUUAUAGCGGGUUGUUGGACAAACCGAUCAUCGUAGUGGCGCCUGGCGCCGUCCUGGGUCAAUGGGCCUCUGAAUUUCAUGUCUGGUGGCCUGCUAUGCGAGUGGCGAUCUUGCACAAGAGCGGAAGCGGCAUGCUUCUUAGUAGGGACGGCGAGAUAGAUUCCGAUGACGAUAAACCGCCCAAGCCAUCCAAAGUUGCAAAGUUUGCGGCAAAGAAGAUUGUCGACCGAGUCUUCAAGCACGGCCAUGUUCUCAUCACGACCUACGAAGGAUUAAACACCUAUGGUGACCUUUUAGUGGAGAAAGAAUGGGGAUAUGCAGUCUUGGACGAGGGACAUCGCAUUCGCAAUCCCGAUGCCAGAGUUUCCCUUAAUUGCAAGCAACUGAAGACUCAACAUCGCAUUAUUCUCUCCGGCACCCCAAUCCAGAAUAAUCUGGUCGAGUUGUGGAGUCUCUUCGACUUCGUGUUUCCUGGACGGCUGGGCACUUUGCCAGUCUUCAAGGAGCAAUUCGAGGUCCCCAUUCGCCUCGGAGGAUUCAAGAACGCCAACAACGUACAGGUACAGACGGCAACAUCGUGUGCGACGGUCCUACGUGAUUUGAUUGGACCCUAUCUUCUGCGUCGGAUGAAGACCGAUGUUGCGAAGGACCUCCCACCUAAAGAGGAGAAGGUUCUGUUCUGCAAGCUCACAAAGGGACAACAAAACAUGUAUCUUGAAUACCUAAGGAGUCCCGAGGUCAUAGCCAUAUUGAAUGGAAAGAGGGAAUCAUUCUCCGGCAUCUCGGUCUUGAGGAAGAUAUGCUGUCAUCCCGACCUCGCUGCUAAUGAGCAAAAGUUUCAUACAGAACAGGAGUACGGCAGAGACAUCUACUCAGGAAAGAUGCAAGUUAUGAAGAAGAUGCUCUUUCAUUGGAGGGAACAAGGCCACCGAGUCCUACUCUUCUCCCAGAGCGUGCAGGUCCUCAAUAUCAUCCAGAAAAAUCUCGAUAGCUACAAAGACUUCAAGUACAGUCGUAUGGAUGGAGGCACACCAAUCGAUAGGCGACAGCAGCUGGUGAACGAAUUCAACACGGAUACUAGUAUCGACGUCUUCCUCUUGACGACUCGUGUCGGUGGGCUUGGGCUGAAUUUGACCGGCGCGGAUCGGGUCAUCAUUUUUGAUCCUGAUUGGAAUCCUUCGACAGAUCUCCAGGCCCGGGAACGGUCCUGGCGAAUUGGCCAGACCAAGCCAGUUCACGUCUUCCGUUUGAUUGCCGCUGGAACGAUCGAGGAGAAGAUGUACAAUCGCCAGCUUUUCAAGCAGCAUCUUUCGCAGAAAGUGCUGAAUAACCCGGAGCAGCGGCGAUUCUUCGAGAUGGAGAAUAUCCGAGACCUGUUUACAUACGGUAAAACAGGCGGCGGCACAUCUACCGGUGCCAUGUUCCAGGGCGCAGAGACGGUGAACUCGAAGUCGUCAGCUUCGGCGGAGGAUUCUGCCCUUCAGGGCAUCAAUGGUGUAGCCGGUCUCGAGAAAUAUGCGAUAAACGACCAGUCGGCUGAAGGUUCCGGUGAACGAAAGUUCAUCGAAGAAAUCUUCAGCCACAAUGGCGUUAUCAGCAGUCUCGAGCACGACCACGUCGUCAAUGCCGGGAUCAACGACCGGACCCCGACCGAUGCCUACGCCAGGAAGAUCGCCGAGGAGGCAGCGAAACGCCUGCAGGAAUCCGUCGCGGCGACUUCGGGGGCAGCCGUCGGAACGGUCACCUGGACGGGCCGAAACGGAUCCGCGGGCAGAGACCCACCGCGCGCCACUGCUUCGGGAUUGCUGCAAACGAUGAAGGGGCAGCAGGGCCGUGCUACUCCUACGGGGAGAAGAGCUGGUCCUGUUGUGCCCUUGCGCACCCAGAUGCUCGGUCUCUUCGAGAAGAACGCAGGGAAGCUGCCUACGGGCGAGCUGAAGAAGUGGUGCCGCGAUGUGGGCAUCGACAAUAGGGCCCCGGAGAAGGCGAAGGAGAUGCGGGCGAUAUUGAAAGAUAUCGCCAGGCUGGACAAGGAGACUCACGUGUGGAGUCUGAAGAAGUAGAUUCUUCUUUUUUUUCUUUUUCUUUCUUUUUCUUUACGAAUUUACUUCCCCCCCCCAAAUCUCAUAGCGGCAAGGGAUGGCGUUUUUUCAUUGUUCAUUCGGGUUUCUUUUCUUUCGGCAUUUCUGAGCAUUUUCUAGGCGUUAUCAUACGUAGAGGGAGGAGUGGCGAAGGUGUAGAUAGAUGUAGAUGUUAGGUACUUUGUCCGAUCUGUUGACGGAAAUACAUACAUAGAUGGCUGUUGCUUGUAGAUGGAUAAAUAGAGUACUUCAUGUGCAGGUAGCCACUCACCGUGCG